AUGGCAUCAACGUCCAGCUCUCUUCUCAGGCGGCAGGUAAUACAGCGCCUGCCGGCAUCAGCUUCCCAGUCGCUUCGCCCGCUUGCUGGCAUCUCCGAAUACCAGAGCCUUCGCAAUGCUUGUCAACAUCAGGUUAGACUUGUGACUUCAUAUGAUUCGCCAUGGCUAGAAAAAUCUCCAAGGCGUCGUUUGGCCGUGGCAUCCAAAGGUGCUCAGCACAGGGGGUUGCGUCCCGCUGCCCCUACAGCUUUUUAUCCAGUGCCGAUGCGACAAUUUUCUUCCGUGCAGUCUGCAGAGAACACGGUCACGCCGGAUGCGAGUUUUCAGCCCAUUAUCCAUGAUAUAUUUGAAGAGAAAACGGGCACCUGGCAGUAUGUAGUUGCCGAUCCAAAUACUCUGACGGCUACCAUUAUCGAUUCAGUGUUGGACUACGACCCUCUGGCACGCACCAUAUCUACCCAUUCAGCCGACAAGAUACUUUUGUUGAUUAAAAGAAUGGGCUACAGGGUGGAUAGUAUUUUGGAGACGCACAUCCAUGCAGAUCAUCUGACAGCAGCGCGCUAUCUUCAGACGUCUCUUCACAAAGAGCAGGGAUAUUUGCCUCUUAUCACUGUGGGCAAGCGCAUCGUACAUAUCCAAGAGCUGUUCCGUCAAAAAUACGGUCUAUCAGAGGAAGAAACACGGGGCGUUUUCGACAGAUUUCUCGAUGAUGAUGAAAGAUUCCACAUUGGCUCCUUGGAAGCCCAAGCGAUCCAUCUUCCAGGCCACACUCCAGACCACAUGGGAUUCAAAAUAGGAGAUAACAUUUUUUGCGGCGACUCCGUUUUCCAUGCGGACAUUGGCUCGGCGCGUUGCGAUUUCCCGGGCGGCAGCGCCGAAGACCUCUAUGCUUCGGCUCGCAAGCUACUCAGCUUCCCGGACCAUGUCAAGAUAUGGACUGGCCACGACUACCCUUCACAGAGCCGUAGCGAACCCGUACCUUAUCUUAGCGUUGGUGGUCACAGAGCGCAAAAUAAGCAUUUAAUGGACGGGUACAGCAAGGAUGAAUUCGUUGCCUUGCGGCGUGAACGCGAUUCGAAGCUUGCCGAGCCGAGGCUGCUGCACCAGUCUCUGCAAAUGAAUAUCCGGGCGGGGAGUUUGCCGAAACCGUCGCCCGAGGGAGACCGGAUGCUUCACACGCCGCUUGACGUGAAACAGCUCGGCAUGUAG
Messenger RNA from Metarhizium robertsii ARSEF 23, 1209 nucleotides. Its product is annotated as Beta-lactamase-like protein. The record is from RefSeq and is a predicted model, not a curated record. Gene Ontology annotation, molecular function: sulfur dioxygenase activity. The coding region runs from base 1 to 1209 and encodes 402 amino acids. Gene Ontology annotation, biological process: hydrogen sulfide metabolic process; glutathione metabolic process. The transcript is spliced from 2 exons. NCBI's taxonomy places the organism in Eukaryota, Fungi, Ascomycota, Sordariomycetes, Hypocreales, Clavicipitaceae.